Necator americanus (New World hookworm) is the source of this 6012-nucleotide messenger RNA. RefSeq lists its product as uncharacterized. The coding region runs from base 1 to 6012 and encodes 2003 amino acids. Lineage: Eukaryota; Metazoa; Nematoda; Chromadorea; Rhabditida; Ancylostomatidae. The record is from RefSeq and is a predicted model, not a curated record. The transcript has 54 exons.
AUGGUUAUUUCAUCCGCAGACCUACAAAACAGCUACUGUCAGCUGACAAUGAGAGCACGAACAGAAAUGACCCUACAAGGAGGAUUCCUGCUUGGUCGUGGAUACACUCCGGAACGAUCUGACUAUCCGGACAGUCGUUAUACCUACUUCCAGGAAUCUGCACCAGUGGCUGUGCACGUGAAUAGAAUGAGGAGUCCGGGCAGCGUCAAUGCGAUAAAAUUCGUUGGAGAGGACAAUGUGUUCUAUCGUCCAAAAUUGCUGCAAAAACGCUACAACUGUUCUUAUGAGUAUAUUUUUGAGUCAUUCUAUUGCUCUCAGAAAGGAUAUUUCUAUUACCAGAUUGAGGGUAUCUCUUUCCAAGGAUACGCUUUUAGAAGAAUCCAAGCCUUCAACUGCAUAGUGAAUACCAAUCCUACAUCUGCUCCUACGACAACACCUGUGCCAACACAACCGAGCACAUGUCAAAAUGGUGGUGUUUUGGUGAAAGGACUUGACGGAACCACGUAUUGCUAUUGUAUCGGAUUGUUUUCUGGAGCAAACUGCGAACAGAGGCUUUGUGCGAACGGAGGUAAACAUUUAACGGAUAAAAUCUUGGGCACAGUAACUUCUGACAACACCUGUCGAUGCCCUGGUGGUUAUGAAGGAUCGCACUGUGAGAAUGUAAUUUGUAACGACAACACCGGUUUGGAGUUCAAUGCCAACGAGCCGACACUUACAUUCGUUAUUCGUUCACGACAACAACUCAGUGAUGUGAUAGGGCAGGCAACCGCAGCGAUCUCGCAGUUGGUCACUGAUCUCAGUUUUGACCCGACAUACAUCAAAGCAUAUGUUCUGGUGCUCUUUAACAAUGGAAAUAUGCUCCUCUCACGUACCUAUGCAUCAUUUGGCGAAAUGGAGAUUGACCUGCUUAAGGCUGAACAUACUAGCGACACUAAUGGAAGCUGUACGGAUGCUGUAUUCGCUAACACAGCAGCUGCAUUACAACGAUACCUCACCUACAAGUCUCCUGUAUACAUUCUAACUGAUGCACUUCCGAAUGAUGACGACUCUCUGGAAUCAGUCUUCCAUUUAGACUCGUACUGGCGUGUGCCUCUUAACUUCAUCUACCUGGAACCGUCACCACAAUCUGGUUGUGCCACAACUAUAGAAAAUCCUGACUACAGAGCUAUGGAUUCGUUAGCACGACGAACCGGAGGAAUGACCUUCUAUUUCCCCUACAAUAAACAGAAUACGACUCAACAGUUCCUCUACCAGCACAUGUUCAAUACGGUCUAUCGAUCGCAGCUCAUGCUACUGAAUGAUCUACCUGUUUGUGCUAAGCAAAAUGUGUACAAUCCAGUAUCGAUCGACAUUGCCGUUGAGCAAAUGGUCAUUGUCGGAACAGGAAAGGGUCUCUCACUUGUGCUGACUUCGCCGGAAGGUGACCUGGCAACGUAUGAUACGAUGUAUAGCGAUGGAACUAACUACGUCUGGGUUAAAAAUGGACCUUAUACUGGAAAUUGGUUAAUAACAAUGUACUCAUCAGAAGAGACGUUAGGAUGCAACUACAAAGUCUUCCAGAAGUCUUAUCAUUCUCCAGUAUCUACUGCCAAUCAAUACGACCUCUUCUGGGGUGUUGCACCUCGAUUGGACUCUGAUGACGUUCUCCUUCAACCAUACCACAACCUACAACAGAGUAUUGUCAUGCACCUGACAAAUUAUCGUCUGGAUUCACCUCCGGAGCGGGUACAUGCCGCCUUAACAGUCCGAGCCAUUCGAAACAACCGACCAGUUACAAUAUUCAACACUAACGGCGAAUGGCGUGACAUUUGCUCGUACAACUUCUACUUCCCACCAAUGCAAUGCAAAGUUCCGAAUGAGAUUCUCUAUUUCAACUUUUUCGUUCGCGAUAGCUUUGGUUUUGCUGUGCAGAGAGCCGGAGUAAUGUAUUGUGCUCAAGUGCAACCGACACCUCAACCACCAGAUCACCAAUGCCAAAACGGUGGCAUUAUCAAUGCAGCGAAUACCACCUGUUUCUGUCCACCAGGAUUCACUGGAACGUACUGCGAGCAACUUAUGUGUUAUAAUGGCGGAACACCCGCAGGACAAAUGUGUCAGUGCCCAACUGGUUGGAUCGGAACGUUCUGUGAAAUAGCAAAGUGCACCGAAAGAGGUCCGACUCCAGAGUAUAUCCGCACAAAUGUCGACAUGGUGUUCAUGUUGGAGCUUACUGUACAGGGACAUGCCCAGGUAUACUAUCUGAACUCUGUAAUUGGAGACCUUAUCCGAGAUAUCCAAUCGCAAGACGGACAGUGGAUCACCCGAUACAUCAUUGCUGGCUACAAUUCAACAUGGGCUGACGUUCUCUAUGAGUCUCCAUCACGCGAUCCAGCCGGCUUGAUCGCCUUUAUGAAUCAGCUUGCUCAACAAGCACCUACUGAUACGGGAUGUAUGGUACAGCUGUGGAGAGGCCUCGAUAAACUGUCGAGGAUGAUAAGAUUCGGCUCGUAUGUGGAGAUCUUCACGGCAUCUCCUCAGGAUCAAACUGUGUUUGAUAAUUUCUACACAGCUUAUGAGAACGCGAGAGCUUUGGGUAUUCGCGUCAACGCUUUUGUCAAUAUCCUCCAAAAAGGUUACGCUUGCAAUGCAACUGAUAAUGACUUCGACACCCUUUUCGCUUUGACAUCAUCGACUACUGGCUAUAACUAUCCUCUUCAUCCUUUUGAUAUCCCUCAAGCAACUACCCGCCUCAUUCCAAUCCAAUUUUCGUCGGGCAUCGUAUACUCCCAGUUCCAGGCCAACUGCAUGGAUCAUAUGCAAAUGUUCUUCCCAAUUGAUGCUUAUGCUCAAACAAUCCAAUUGAACGCCAUCGGAUUCAACAAAACUGUGAAAAUUUUCGAUGGAGAUGGUAACGAGCAACCAGCCGAUGUAAUUAUGAGCGAUCCAUCAACUGGCUGGGAUAUCCUUGAAGUUCGAAAACCAUGCGAUAGUGGAUGGGACCAAGUUGAUCAAUACUGCAUCCUGUUCGACCUCCGACCAUUCACGUACGAUCAGGCUGAUCGUUUCUGUCAUGAUUCUGGCGGCAGUCUUGUUGAUGACCUCAGCGAUGCUAAACAUCAGUACUUACUGAAAGAGGGCUAUGGAACCGAUUUCUGGUUCGGUUUGAUCAACCCGAACAACACUGGCUACGUUUGGGAUAGACCUGAUGGAACAGCUAUGUUGCCUUUAACGAAGCCUACAUUUUGGACUGGUGGUCAAGAUCCUACAUACGAUCCUAAUAAGCAAUGUGUAUAUUGGGAUGGUAAACAAACACAGUCGGGAAACACCUGGACGCCUGACUCAUGCGCUGUGAAACGAUCGUUCGUUUGUCAAAAGCAUCGAUAUGAUCCUGAUCAUCGGCCGAACGUGAUUGGAGAUGUCGAUUUACCGGCCGGAAAAUGGUACGCAACAGUGCAUGUCGCUUCUACCACUAUGCCAUGGUGCUUUGUACAAGUGCGUCUACAAAGUGAUCUUCAAGUGGUCGCUGGAUAUGCGACCUCUGUGAACGACGACCAACCAGGCUUGGAUCCUGUAGGCGACUCAACUAAUAAUCGACUUAUUACCUACGUGCACAGCCUGGACAACGCUCAUCGCACUCCCAUACUCACUCAUGCUCUGAUCAAUGACGCGUACAAUGCCACCUUCUACAACGCUGUCACCUACGGUAUACGAGCGUCUUGUUCAUAUCCAUGGGCAUCGCAAACAUUCUCGUGUCCGAAUGGAGCAGCAGACAUGAAUGAGUUGGCCAUUACGCAUAUUGGUGAGGACGUGUUCGGAAAUCUCUUCCAAAGAGUCACAACUGCCCAUUGCUCGAAAGAAAUAAUCACAUGCAAUGGUGGAGUAAGAUGGCAGGGAACAUGCGUCUGCACAGAGUACUGGACAGGAAAACAAUGUAAUAUUCCAAUUUGUGUGAACGGUGGUACGCUGACCAACGACAAUAGACGUUGUAAUUGCACCAACGGAUACACUGGCAUGCAUUGUGAAAUCGAACUUUGCUUGACAAAAACACCAAUAACGCUCUCCCCUGACUACAAAACAUUAGUAAUCGUCGUUGAAACCACUAUUCAAAACAAACCUGUUGCUCAGAGUCUUGUGCAAAAUCUGACUUCGGUUGUCAAUGGAGCGUUGAAGAAUAAUUUGAAUUGGUUCAGCAAUUAUGCUCUCGUCACUUACGAUACUACCGGCAUAACAUCUCAAUUCUACAAAUACACUAGCAUCGACGCACUCGUUAUGGGCUUAAAUUCAGCUGUAAGCAGAAUCAACGACCAGGGAAGCUGCAGCUUGCCCCUAUAUGGAACUUUGGCAACAGUACUAAGUAACACUGGAAGUAUUGCUUCACCGAACAGUGAGAUGUUCGUCUUCACUUCAGCUGGAGCUAGUGACAUUCAAAAGCGCCCACCGCUUUCGCAGCUCCUUGGCGACCUUCAAACUCAUUUCACCUACAUUUACACCACCGAUACCUGCGGUUCGUUGCCAAAGGAUGGAUCGCUGACGCAAACCGCUAGGCUCGCUUAUUCUUCCACUGGAAACGUGCUCUUCGCCAAGUCGGCCGACAUAUCAACACUGUUCUCCGCUUAUUUCCCAACUCUCUAUGGAUCGUAUGUGUUGACGAAUCCAACUGGGCAUACACAGUUCCAAUGUCCAGACGGAAGGGAUUGGUUUGUCGAGGUAGACUUCGCAACUACAACUAUUUAUGUCACCACAACCACAUCAUACGGAUCGCUGGGAGUGAUUACUCCGAUGAACGCUAACAUCACGCCUGUUACUCUUGCUAAAGUCGGACAAACUACAGUGUACAAAAUCGAUGUGGACCGACUUCCUGGCAUAUAUACAUUAAUGUUGACAAGCCCUGGCGACUGCUACAUUCAUGUUUACGCUGUCGGUGGAGCGAAGGUGUACUACGACUUCGCCAGUCUUUCCGUUACUGAUCCAACAGCCUCACACAUAGAUGGAUAUUAUCCAUAUCCGGAUAAGGGAGUGGCCUAUGUUGUAACUCUCCACGCCGACGCCAUACCAGGAACGAUUCUUAAACAAGUUGAGCUGUACGACCCAGACAGCAACCAGGUCCUGUUACGAUCGCCUCUUUAUCCCCGCAUGAAUUGCACUUUCGAGUACUAUUCGGAUGAAUUCGUUUGCAAUAGUGAAGCUAUGGGGAUACUCAUCUAUGGACAGGAUAACCAUAAUCAACAGUUCCGCCGUCAAGAAAUAACCUACUGUUAUGAUCCCAAGAAUAUCGUGACGACAACGUCUCCGGCCACUAAUCCCCGAACAACGACUAAACCACUGGUUUCAACACAAAAAACUACAGCGAAGCAGCAACAAACAACGAAAGGAGUCGUGACGACCAUGCCGCCGGUUACAAUGACCACAGCGCCACCGCCGCUCGCCUUCGACAUCGCCGUUCUUAUUGACGUUAGCCAAAGUGCAUGGAGUACGUACAACCAGAUGUCGUCAUUCGUGCUGACUUUGAUGCAGAACUUUGUGGUGUCACAGUCAAACGCUCGUGUGGCCAUAAUCCCAGUAUUCGGUGAUCAGUCACUUGGAGCGAUGGUUGUUGCGAACUUGGAUACGAUUAGCUCCAGCAGCAUGCUUAGCGAUUACCUCCAGCAAACCAAGCAGGGAUUCAGCGAUUUUGACACUCAAGGGCAAGCACUAGCACUAGCCCUCAACACAGUCAUCAAUCCCAAUUUCAAAAUUGCUGGUUACCGCACGGGCCUCACUAACCACCUCAUCCUGUACAUUACUGCCACUUCAGGUUUCUCCAACCAAGCACAAGUGGUCGCUCAACAAGUGCUUCAGUCUAAAACAUACGGUAUUGUCACCGUCGGCUACGGUACAGAAGUAGUUGAUCUUCAAUCGAUGCAGGCUAUCGCAGGAGGAAGCGCCUGCUCAUUCUAUGGAGCUGACGCUCAAGCGCUUCAAAACCAAGUUUCAGCUGUUCAAGCUCUUAUAACUGCGGCGAGCACCAACGGAGGUAAAUACUGCGGCAACUGA